AUGGAGUUUAUGAAGUCCUUAGGAAAAGGCUCGUAUGGUUCCGUUGAUCUCAUGAGAUUAACAAAACCUAACGGCUCGGAACCAUGUUACCAUGCCGUGAAAACCUCCUACGCUCACGACUACGAAACUCUCCGCAAAGAGUUUCGGAUACUUUCCAAACUUAGAAACUGCCCUAGAAUCGUGCAAACCCUAGGGUCAUCUCUAUCGAGAGGUGUUAAUGAUUAUGGAGUCAGGGUUUACAAGAUGUCGAUGGAGUAUGCAGCUGGUGGAAGUUUAGCUUCUUUCAUGGAAACAAGAACAUUGUCUGACUCGAUGAUCAGAGACUUCACGCUCAUGAUUCUUCAAGGACUUGUGUCUGUUCAUAGUCAGGGUUACGUUCAUUGUGAUCUUAAACCGGAGAAUCUGCUUGUGUUUCCACGUCAUGAGUACGAGGGAGAUGGUGUUGGUGGUGGCGUGAAGUCCACGUAUCAGUUGAAGAUAACUGAUUUUGGUAUGUCGACGAAAGCUGGAGAGGAGUCAGAGUUUUGGGAGUUUGAUUCUCCGUUCUUGGGAACGCCUCUUUACAUGUCGCCUGAAUCUGUUCAGGAAGGCGUCGCGGAGAAGGCGUUGGAUUUGUGGUCGUUAGGUUGUAUUGUUCUUGAGAUGUACACCGGAGAGCCGGCAUGGCCGUUUGCUGAUUCAGAGGAUCUUACGCCUGAGUUGUUGAAUGGGAACGCACCAGAGAUUCCACAAUCCCUUCCUUUUGACGCAAGGCAGUUUCUAGAGACGUGUUUGGCAAGGAAACCAGAUGAGAGAGGAAGUGCUGAGGAGUUGUUGAAGCAUCAGUUUCUUAGGAAAGUUUCUGAUCAGAAGAAAGAGAUGGUUACCGGUGCUGGAGGUAAGAGAGAAUCGGUGGUUGUAAUGAAGUCUAAGGAUACAACAAAGAAGCCACUAAGAGUGAAGAUAAUUCCACCAAAGCCGUUGCAGUUUAAGAAAAGUGCUCAUAGACCCUUGAGGUUGAAGAUUAUACCUCCAAAACCACCAGGAUGCAGGCUCGUACCGGUUUAG
Molecule: messenger RNA, 1047 nt
Organism: Eruca vesicaria subsp. sativa (arugula)
Lineage: Eukaryota; Viridiplantae; Streptophyta; Magnoliopsida; Brassicales; Brassicaceae
Source: the annotation of a GenBank genome assembly